CUCGCACUUUCUCUCCCAUUUUCUAGGGAAACUAUCAAAAACCCUAAGCAUCCGUUCCAGAAUUUUUUAUAUCCGAACCCAAAUCAGAAAACCCUAGGGUUUACCUAAUGAAAUUCACCGCCACCAUAAUGCGCAAAAGCCCUAUACUCUCCGCAGAAGAUGAGUAACGCUCGAGAAGAACCAGGCGCGUUCCACACGGUGCAUCCGGAGCGUGACCUAGAGUCCAAUUGGGAAGUGGAUGUCGCCAAGAAACUCGAAGAGUACCUCUUGAAGAUUUGCUCCGGCGACAUCCCCGACGACGGUCACAUCCCCGUCAACUUCGCUGAAGCUGCUUUGCUGCUUCAGGGUUCGGUUCAGGUGUAUAGUAGGAAGGUUGAGUAUCUAUACUCGUUGGUUUUGCGUGCUUUGGAGUUCCUAUCUCAGAAGAGGCAGCAGGAUCAGUUAGAGGGCACACCAAUCCAGCGUGAAGAAAGUGAUUCCUGUGAAGUUGCUGAUGAUGAAAAUGAUCUGUUUUGGGGAUUAGAUGAUGUCCCAGUGGAAGCAAAGAAUUGCUUAGAUGGUCCAACAAGCAAAGAUGCUCCCUUGAAUCACUUAGUGAAGCCCCCUGCAAACCUAGUUGUUCUUGAAGGUGAUUGCUUAGAUACUACUGCUGAUGGCGGAGAAUUAGAGUCAUAUCUGUUGGCAACCAGCAAUCUUUACCAGGAUUUUAUUCUAUUAGACCCAUAUGAUGCUGUAGCAGUUCAUGAGUUUCUGAAGGGGGAUAAAGCUGGUAAAGGCCAGAAUGGUACCCACAGACGCAGCUCUGCACGCAAGAGCUUUCAAUCUCCCUCAAGACGUUCUGGGGGAAGUGCACGUUGGUCAUCUCUUGGAAAGAGACAGGAUGCUAACCUUAUUCAAUCUCCUUGGGCUGAUGGCAACCUUAAUGUUAAUAAUAAUAAUGUUGGGGCAGAUCCUCCUGCCUGUUAUAAUUUCGAUGACAACUGUGGAUUUGAUAUGGAUGAUAGAUAUUCAGAACCUAGGGAUUUGGAUGAUUCAGAUGAUGAUGAUAACAACCCAUGGAAGCCUUUGAAUCCCCAUGAACCUGGGAACUUGAAAGUGAAGCCUUUUCGAAAAGCAGUAAAAGCUUUUAAAAAGAAUGGGCUUAAUUCUACAAAGAAGGUCUCCAUAACUACACUUUUUCCAAUCGCAACAUUGCAUGGUACUAUUAGUCCAGAGCUCUCGAAAAUCUGGGAGAUGCAACGUCAUACUUUAGAAAGACGAGGGGAGUCCCAGUCUCCUCCAUUAUAUGAGAAGUUGCGGCAAUCACUUAUUGAUGGAGAGCUCAAAACUUUCAAUGCCUUUUGUAAUCCUGAGGAUGAUAAUGAGGAAUGCGCAUAUGAUAAUGGGAUCCCUGAUUUUGGGGAACCUGAUUUCGACUUGCCAGAGAAUAUGUAUAUGGAUGAAGAUGUACCUCUCCACAAUGAUAAGCAUGAUGAUGUUGCUGCUCACUGUGAUACUAAUGAAGCGUUCGGACAUGAAGAUCCAAAUACUCACGCAAGCCUGGAAGAUCUCUGUCGCUCUCACCUAGACGCUCUCCUUGCUAGCAUAGCUGAAACCGAGAAGCAUACUGAAUUGGCUUCCCGGGUUUUGACGUGGAAACAGAAAAUUGAGCACAAUUUGGAGGAACAAGAAUCACACCCUCCAUUUGAUAUUCAUGACUACGGUGAAAGAAUUAUAGACAAACUAUCCCUUGAUGCACACAAUGGGAAUAGCGUUUGUUUUGCUGAUGUGGUAAAGGGACAAGAGAAGUACGACGUGGCUCGAAGCUUUUCUGCACUUCUUCAAUUG
Corylus avellana is the source of this 1827-nucleotide messenger RNA. The record is from RefSeq and is a predicted model, not a curated record. NCBI's taxonomy places the organism in Eukaryota, Viridiplantae, Streptophyta, Magnoliopsida, Fagales, Betulaceae.